This is a messenger RNA of Eurytemora carolleeae, 4411 nucleotides long. RefSeq lists its product as uncharacterized. The record is from RefSeq and is a predicted model, not a curated record. The transcript has 12 exons. The coding region runs from base 1000 to 3810 and encodes 936 amino acids. Gene Ontology annotation, molecular function: ubiquitin binding. Lineage: Eukaryota; Metazoa; Arthropoda; Copepoda; Calanoida; Temoridae.
CGCAACUAUUUUUACAAGGAAAAUGCGCAGUUCUUUAUUUAUUAACAGUAUUUUUGGCAGAGAUAAGAUGAUAAAAUGAACGGGGAAGACAACGACGCUGCCGAGGGCAUCAAAGAAAGGGAUGAGGAUGAUGAUGACGUAAGCAGCGAUGAUUGGAGUGGGAGCGGGAUCUGGGAGAAAACGGAGAACCGUCGUUGGAUAGUUGUAGAUGAUCAUAUCAUCCCUAGGAUUGAUAGAUCAGUUCCAGACUCCAGUCUAGUUCCAGGACUGGGGAUCGGACAGUAUAUCGAGAACUUUGAGAUCGAGACGGAGAUGGUUUUAAACAGUUCCAAGCUAGUGACCCGCGGGAGUAUGGUUGUAAGGAUAUCAGUUGAACUUGAACCUGAGCAACCUAACCUUCCCUCCACAUCUAUAGACGAAGAACCCGUUCCCGGCCCCAGUGGAUGCUCUCAUAGAGGAGAACAAACCAUUGAUGCAUCCAGAACUCUGAAUUCAAGUUCUGAUCAAACAUUAUCUCCAGAACGAAGAUCAAAUCACAGACAUAGAAGCACUUUCAUCAAGAAUAAACGGAAACAGAGAAAGAAGAAGAAAAGUAAACUGAUAAAAUCAUUUUCAAGUUUUCCUAGGACCGGCCGACUGAAAAUCCCGAGCGCAGCAAGUAGUCCGGGCCGAGCUACUCCUAGUCCAGAUUCGUUAGUUAGGAUUUGUACGUACUGGGAGAACAGGUUGAACUCCCCUGAAUAUAUUAUUCAUUCUGAUUCCGAAUAGAAAUCAAAUACGUGUGCAGUGUGCAGUAUUUUAUUCCACCUUUAAAGUAUUUUCAAUUUGUUCUUCAAAAUAGAAAAUCUGACCAGAACUAAACCUAUUAAAUACCUAUGUAUAUAGCUGGUGAUGUGUUCAAUAUGCAAGAAAAUUAUAUUUAACUUUGUUACUUGUUUAGCUUAAAAAGCCAAUGAAAAUUUAAAUUUUUAAAUAUUGUAAGUUUAUUCUUCAGAAAAAAUGGCGGGCGGGAUGGAGGCCUUUCCACCCUUAGAGAUUAACCAAGAGAACAAAGUACUGACAAUGCUCAAGGAAAUAUUUCCAUCUGUAGAGGAGAAAGUUGUUGAAAUGAUUUUAGAGGAAGCACACGGAGACUUCAAUAACGCUGCAGAUAUACUGAUCAGCAUGUGCCCGCCCUUGUCUACGCAAAAAGUUUCCACUCCUCAAGAAGAUACAAAAUCCCGGGAUGCAAACCCGUUCCGUCAGGCAUCCUCUCUUCUAUAUCCAGAGAGAAAUGAUUCUGAACCGAACCUUGUCCAAGCUCCCAGCCAAUCAACAGAUGAGGAGAAAGCCAACCUGGACUUUGAAGAACCUGAGGUUAGUGAGAAUUCCUUGAACCUGAACCUUGAGAGCAGGAUGAAUAAACUUAGUUUAUCUCGAUCCUCCUCCUCCUCCUUCCAGUCUGCCUCAUCAUACAAUACAUCAUCUUUUCAUUCGACCUCCUCCCGUCCACCUUCAACCUCUAAACAUACCCCAGCCUCGGAGCAGUCAGCCUCCACAAAUACACAACCGCAGUCUAAACAAUCAUCCUUGCAUACUCCGUCCUCAUCCCUGUCCCAAUCCGAUCAUGAACCAUUCUCCACCUCAUACAAUUCAUCCUCGACCAAGCCAGCCUCCUCUUAUAAUCCUUCGUCCAACUCAAAUCAGAAUAUAUCUUCUAGUUCAAGAUUAAAACCAGCCUCUGCAUCCGCCUUCUCCUUGAAAAGUCUAAAUGUUCCACGUUUAACCUCUUCAGCUCCAAACACAAUGGAAGAAGGGUUACCUGAGCUUCUACGAGUAUUCAAUCAGGGUCGGAACAUCAUGUUGUUGUUGCGUGGUCCUCCUGGUUCAGGGAAAACUACGCUAGCAAAAAAGUAUUUGGAACAAUUAAAAACUGGUCAGAUUUUCAGCACCGAUCAAUAUUUCAUGGUUAAUGACAGGUAUGUUUUUAAACCGCAUCUUCUUUCCGAGGCACAUCAGUUCAAUCAGAAACAGGUUCGGGACGCAUUGCUCCGGGGGGAACGAUUAAUUAUCGUUGAUAAUACUAAUACAAUGAGUUGGGAGAUGAAACCCUACCUUGCCCUCGCAUCAGAGCAUGGAUACCUUGCUUUUCUCCAGGAGCCUAACACACCGUGGCUUUUCAAUUCUAAGGAAUUAGCAAGGAGAAAUACACAUAACGUACCUAAGGAUAAGAUAGAAAUAAUGAUUGGUCGGUAUGAGAAGAAUAUUACAGCUCAGGAUCUAAUGAAGAGCUGGAACAUGAAACAAGUGUCUUCUCAAGUAAAAGAGGAAGUGGAAGAAGAAAAAGAUGAUGACGAAGAUUCGGAUUAUAUUUUUAACUCUUCUGAUGAGGAUCUAACUGAUAAUGAGGAAACUGAUGAUAAAAACAAUGAGAAUUAUACACCCGAUUAUGCAACAUUUAUCGAUAAUAUUAAUCCCAGUCCAGAUACAACCUCACACCAUGCUCCGUUAAAUAAUCCUGCCGAUAUUAUUCUAUCAGAAGAACCACAUAAAACCCCUCGGGACAACGCACUCAAGACAGAUAUUGCAUUUGUACCUGAAACUUGCAGUUUAAAUAAUGAUGCCUCUCUUGUUUCUCCUAGUACAGGUCAACCAAGAGAAGUGAAGAGAAAAGAGAGUGUUCUGGAACGUUUCUGGGCAGCAACUGUUAGAGAACAGGAUAGCUGGGAUACUGAUACUAUAUCUAGCACAGAGGAACCCAAACCUUCGAGGAGUUCCAGGAGUAGACAGAAGAAGGCCAGGAAGGAAGAGAUUGAUAUUACUAGUUCAGUUUAUGAGAAUGUAAAACCUCUCUACCAACCUUUUCAAUCAGAGUUAUCAAUGUCAUACAUGGAUGGACAGCGAGGAGCAAGCAUAUCUUCAGAGUUUUCCGGGUCUGAAACCUGUUCCGAGGGAGAGACAACCCUGAGCCUUUCCAUGGAACCUCUAUUCGCUGUUCAACUUCAAGAAGCGUUUGGACCUCCGCUGGACGAUUCUUUACUUCAGUUCCUAAAUACCGAGGAAAUUCUUUCGGCAAAGAUUCCUUUAUCCUUGGCUUAUCAGUUCUUUCUUGCCUGGCAGGCUUCAUUAAAGGAAUAUUUAGUUUCUAAACCGGAUAAAGUUGAACCUGAACCCAGUCUUGAUAUUCACAGUGAGAAACAUUUUCCUAAGAACGUCCUUGCUCCGAAUGCCGUAGAAUACUACGAGAAUAAAAUGCUGGAUACAGUUUUGCUGGAGAGUGCAAACCUUGCUCAAUCAUUGAAGAAGAAACCACAAUUUGUGUUGAAAUCUCGCAGUGCUGAUAGGAUAGAUCGAAGAGUUGAAGAGGAGGAGGAGGAGAGUGAUUUGGAGGUAUACCGGAGUAAAAGAAAUCUACUUUACAAGAAAGCAAUGGACGCGAGAUCGAGCAAGAUCAUGGGCGCAUCUGCUUUCUAUUCAGCUGAGGCUAGAGAGGCAAACAGAACUCUCAAGGCCCGACAAAGAGAAGUGCAGAUGGAAAUGUUUCAAUCUGCAAACGAGAAAAAUCCUCGAAAUAAGUUGGAUCUACAUUUUCUAACCACAGCAGAUGCAAUUCAACAAUUACAAGAGUUCAUUGCUGCAAGAGAAGGAUUGACCAGGCGGGAGGGGGGAGGAGAAGACGGAUCUAUUGAGAUUGUGACAGGGAAAGGAAACCGGAGUGAGAACGGUAAAUCCCGUCUCCGUCCUGCUGUUAUCAACUGGUUGGAUCAGAAAAAGUAUCGCUAUACAGAGAUUAAUUCAGGGGCCUUCAAGGUUUAUUUCAAGAAAGGAUAAAUUUUUUUUUCUGUACAAUCUUACAAGUCAACUUUUAAUUUAUUUUGUUGUGUAAACUGACUGACGUCACUUAGGUUUAACUUUUUCCUGAUAUAUUUCAAAUUUAACUCCUCCCCCUCCUCCCUUUUGGUGGCUGCUGAUGGAUGGCAUCAGGACCACUUUGUGUGGUUCUGCUGGUAGCAUCCAUAGGAUUAUAGUAGAUGCAGGGGAUGCCGGAGCUCAGUGGUUUAGCCCCGAUGGGGGUAUGGGCUCUCCAAGAUGGGAGGGUUUUCAGAUCCUUCCCGUAUCUUAACUUAUCUUAUAUAUUUUAUUAUAUAAAGUAUAUUUUAUACACUUGAUAUUUGCUCACUUAUAGUCCUUUAUAAUAUAAAUUUGUAAUUUAAACUUAAAUUAAAAUGUGUUCUGCAGUUGUCCAAUUGUUGAUCAGGAUCCUGAUAUCACAGCUAGAUAUUAAUGAUAAUCAUUUAUCCAUCUGUAUAAUAUUUAUCGGAAUUUUUGUAACCAGAGUCAUGACCCGGUAGAAAAUUAUAAUUUCUUUACAAGUGUAUCUGACGCAGAGAGCGCUCCUAUUGUGAUAUCUUGAAAUAUAUCAUUGUUUUGA